AUGGGAAAACUCGACGGUUUGAGCGAGCUGCAGAGACGAAAACGCGCGACGCUGGCGCGGAUCGAGGCGAGCGCGCGCGAUGGAGAGACGCUCCGACGACGGGUGAAGGAGCUCGAACAACGCGUGGCGCGGGACCGCGAGCGCGUCAAGGCGUACGACAAAGUCAUUCAAGAGGGUGAAUCAUCGCUCGAUCGCAUACUCGAGAGCUCUGAAUUUUUGUUGAGCGCGCUCGCUCGCGAGACGCAAACGUUCGAGGACGACGAGGACGACGUGGAGGAAUGA
This is a messenger RNA of Ostreococcus lucimarinus CCE9901, 282 nucleotides long. RefSeq lists its product with no specific name. NCBI's taxonomy places the organism in Eukaryota, Viridiplantae, Chlorophyta, Mamiellophyceae, Mamiellales, Bathycoccaceae. Bases 1 to 282 code for a protein of 93 amino acids. The transcript is spliced from 2 exons. The record is from RefSeq and is a predicted model, not a curated record.